This is a messenger RNA of Phycodurus eques (leafy seadragon), 1719 nucleotides long. RefSeq names its product CDK5 regulatory subunit associated protein 3 (gene cdk5rap3). The record is from RefSeq and is a predicted model, not a curated record. Lineage: Eukaryota; Metazoa; Chordata; Actinopteri; Syngnathiformes; Syngnathidae. The coding region runs from base 306 to 1682 and encodes 458 amino acids. The transcript is spliced from 14 exons. Gene Ontology annotation, biological process: regulation of cyclin-dependent protein serine/threonine kinase activity; regulation of mitotic cell cycle. Gene Ontology annotation, cellular component: endomembrane system.
UCUCGUAACGUGUCAAACCCGGAUAACGAUGAUGAUUUCUUCUCCAGAGAAAGUCCUCAAAUAAACAUGGAAUAAAAAGCCGUACUGCAGGAUUUCACAGAAAAACAAGUCAUCAUGGAGGUAGGAGGAAGAAACCAACGAGCUCGAUUAGAGUUGGCUCACCGUUUUAAAGCUCACAGAACAUUCAGAACGUCCCCAUCGACAUUCAGACGAGCAAACUGUUAGACUGGCUGAUAGAUCGUCGUCACUGCAAUCUCAAAUGGCAGAAUGCUGUCAAAGGGAUCCGAGAGAAAAUCAACAGCGCCAUGCAGGACAUGCCGGAGAACAAUGAGAUCAAGCAGCUCCUCUCAGGCUCCUACAUUCACUACUUCCACUGCUUGAGAAUCGUGGAAAUCCUGAAGGGGACUGAAGAGUCGUCCAAGAACAUCUUUGGCAAAUAUUCCUCACAGAGGGUGAAGGACUGGCAAGAGAUUGUGUACCUGUACCAAGGAGAUAACGUCUAUUUGGCCGAGGUGGCCAGCCUGCUGAGUCGCAACGUCAGCUACGAGGGUCCGGCUCUGAGGAAGCAGCUGGCCAAAGCCAAGCAGCUGCAGCAGGAGAUGAGCCGGCGAGAGAUGGAGUGCCACAGCUCGGCCGGCAACCUGCGGGACCACUACUACGCCGCCUGCAAGCAGUACGGCAUCAAGGGAGACAAUGUUCCUCGUGAGCUGCAGGCUCUGGUCAAAGAGCUACCAGAUGUUCUUGACAAAGUGGGGACGGAUGCCGCCAGGCUUGAAGAGAAAAUCCAACUUUACACCGCUUUCACCAACUUUGUAUGCGAGUGGUCGGAGCCGGUUCUUCCUAUGUUGACAUUCGUGCAGAAGAGAGGAAACCCCACAUUCUACGAGUGGAGGACCGGGAAGGUUCCCACGGUGACGGAGAGGCCGCACGUGGAGGAGACACCUGCAAAAGCGCCGGCCGACGACACGAUCGACUGGGGAGACUUCAGCACUCAGGAGCCGGGCUCGGGAAUCGCAGUGGAGGACGGGAUUGACUGGGGCAUCAGUGUGGAGCCCAGCUCUGAGGACGGCGGCGGUGGAGAUGCGAUCGACUGGGGGGACGCCGACGUCGCUCCCGUUGAGAUUGAGAUCGUACAAGCGGGCGCAGACUGUCCCGAAGACGUGGCGAGAGGCAGUGAUGCCUUAAGCGUGCUGGAGAACGCCCAGUCCCGCAGGCAGUUCAUCGAUGAACUCAUGGAGCUGGAAGCGUUCUUGAGCCAGCGCCUCACCGAGAUGCGCCAAGAGAGCGACGUGGUGGCCAUGAGUCAGUUCCAGUCGGCGCCGCGUAUCAUCCUCAUCCAGAGCAGCGAGCAUGUCCGCGGCAUGCUGUCGGAGGUGCAGGACCUGCUGGGCCGACUCACGUCGCUCCGGAUGCAGCACCUCUUCAUGAUCCUGGCCUCGCCGCGGUACGUGGAGCGUGUGACAGAGGUGCUGAGCCAGAAAAUGAAGCAGGCCGACAUUCUGGAGCUGAAGGCAGUCAGCAUGGUUGAGAAGAGGCAGGAAGCCUUGGAGGAACAGUCCAGACUGGAGCCUCGAGUUGACCUGCUGGCAGAACACACGCAGGAGCUCAAAAAAAUGAUUGAAGGUGACAUUUGCAAGCGCUACAGUAACCGGCCAGUCAACCUGAUGGGUGUCAUCAUAUAGAGAGUUUAACCGGGACAAAAUAAAAGUUUUAUUUCAU